This is a messenger RNA of Purpureocillium takamizusanense, 2879 nucleotides long. RefSeq lists its product as uncharacterized. The transcript has 4 exons. Gene Ontology annotation, molecular function: transcription cis-regulatory region binding; DNA-binding transcription factor activity, RNA polymerase II-specific; zinc ion binding. The record is from RefSeq and is a predicted model, not a curated record. Gene Ontology annotation, biological process: positive regulation of transcription by RNA polymerase II. Lineage: Eukaryota; Fungi; Ascomycota; Sordariomycetes; Hypocreales; Ophiocordycipitaceae. Bases 432 to 2708 code for a protein of 758 amino acids. Gene Ontology annotation, cellular component: nucleus.
CCGCCCGCAACGAAGCUCCAGCGUCGCGCGCCCGUCUGUUCCACCUGCCCCGCCACAGCCCGGAAACUCGUCCGUUGUUGUAACACUCACUUGCAACCAAACCGUCCCAGUCGAACCUCCCUCUUGCAGCUUGCUUGUUUGUCAGCCUCACAGCCCGCGACGGCGCGGGUAAUGACUUGCCAGCCCUACAGGCGGCCUCACCACUGACGCAAGACGUGCACGGCGGCCCCGAACAUCGACGUCGGCCCGGCUGCAAGGACGUCCGCCUUACCCACCAUCGUGCUCGGCGACGCCAUCAUAUCUUCACGACGCCUACAUAACAGGCCCCGGAGACACAAACCCUGACUCAUCUCACACUUGAAUGCCCUGUUUCGAUCUUCGGUGCACAGGCUCCGUGUCGAAAAUCCAUCCAGGCCACGUCCUCGCACAUCAUGACGGGACUAGGCAUUGCGCCCGUUCCCUGCACUCGCUGUAAGACUCGUCGAGUCAAGUGCGACAAACGCCAGCCCGGAUGCGCACGAUGCGAAAAGUCGGCACAGCCGUGCCCGGGCUACAACCGUGUUCGCAAGUUCCUCGAUGAGGGCGAGAACCUGCGUCACAAGAUUGCCAAGGGCACCAACUCACGACGAUCUGAGAGUAGCACCGCCUCCGUUGUUCGGAACGGCACCCCGGUUCAUGCUUCCAGCUCGGUGAAGCAAGACUCACCCAAGCCGCCAUCUGUCCCCUCACCACGGCCGCGCACCGACGACACCAAUGGCGCCGGCAUAGAUCCAGCACUCAUACAUGGGUACAGCCCAUUGGCAGGCGGUCAGCCAAAACCUGAGGACGUCUAUCCCCUCAACGUCCACCCAACUCCGCCUAUUGCCAUGAUCACUCCUCCGAGUUUCUCUGAUCUCGACUUUGAGGCGGCCUACUUCGACAUUGAUCCUCAAGUCUAUUACGCCGACCCCAUCAACUGCUGCCUCCUCAUCCCGGACGCGUCCCAUGCUGAUGACGAUGACUUUGUGGAUGUCACGCAGACGGCUUCUUCUAUGCUCAGCCCCAUUACAUCGUUUGAUCCGUCGAUACAUUCAGGAGGUAGCAGCCUGUCCGCGCCCGAUGACCAGGACGACGACGAGGAGGAGCACGAAGUCUCCCAUCUCAUCCGAUUCUUCGCCGACUUCACCAGCCAGUGGCUUGACAUCUUUGACAUUGAAAAGUUCUUCGGCACAGUGGUCCCCGUGAGAGCCGUUCAUAGCUCUCUGUUGAAGAAUUCACUCGCAGCGGUGGCAGCUAAACAGUUUGGGAGCCUGCGAAAGGCCUCCGGUGCACGCUCACCUCCUCAACCUGGCAGCUACCCUCUUCACGAGCAAAGCCAUUGGAGAUGCUCACUUAAUGUACAGUUUGACAAGUCGGGCCCGGAAUGGUUCUACAAGGCCGCAAGUUUCUACGACAAGGCCAUUGGGCAGAUGAUGGCUUCACUCCAGACAUUACGGGUCUGUUGCUCGCCGGCCCAACCUUUUCCCAACUACGCGGCAGAUGCCCAAAACCUUUUAAAGUCGAGAUCACAGGGAUGGGGAAUCUCGCCGCUUGUGAGCCUUCAAAGGCCCUCAAAUUGCGAAGACGUUGCCGACGAUCUGUUGGCAGCCAUUUCGGUCUUCUUGCUGUACGAAGCGCUCGACAACCGUCAGGCAGAGAUGAUGCAACACAUGAAAGGCGCCCAGUACCUUCUCACAUUGGACACCGAUCAGAAUUACCAGCUUUGCACCGCCACAGACAAGUCAUGUCCCAAAAUUGCAUCUAGCCUCACGCCGACCAAAGCCUGGGUGGCCAGCUUCUGGAAUUUUGCCUGGGUCGACUACGUCGUCUCGUAUACGAGACACACUGCCCCCCAUAUCGAUACUGAAAACAUGUCCAUGUGGAGGGCAGCCGGAUUGCCGCUGUGCGAUUUUGAUGGGCUUCGCAUGCCCGAGACCUUGCGAGAUGCACACAUGUCUCCGCCGCGGCUGAUGACGGAGACGGCGGCAUGCAGGACUCUGCUUUGGAUUGUACUGGAGACGUUGAAAUUUGUUACAUUGGCUGAGAUGGAGGAUAAGAACAUGGCUGCGGAGCAGGAUAGCUGGUCCGGCCGGGCGCGCCAACAUCAAGGGCACGCGCUAUCCUUCAGACGGCAACAUUGGCAUCGUGUCCGCCAACACCUGGAAAGCUGGAAGGUGGCCUUGCCCGUCACCUUUGAGCCGUGCGUUCGCAUCUCUUCACACGGGCAACCUCGACCGGGAUCGUCAACGCCACUGCAACCCGACAUACCAGAACUGUUUUACAGCAGCGCCAUGUGCGCCACCGCCGCGCUCCUUUACCACGUCACUCAAAUCAUCCUCAUGUUGCACAAGCCCGUGGACCGGACAGCGCAAUCCGCCACGAGGCUCUUGCACGCUCAACGACAGACGUCGUCGUUGAUUGAGGAACAUGCUCGAGAAAUAUGCGCCCUUGCGCUGGGGCAAUCAACGCUGGCUGUGAGGAUGCACAUGUCGCGCCCCCUGCACUUGGCGGGACUGUGUCUUCAGACCAAGGAGCAUCGGAAGUUGCUGGUAGAACUUCUCACGGGCAUUCAGAGGGAUACGGGCUACUCGACCGAAUGGACCGUUGACCUGUUGUUACGGGAAUGGGGCUGGUCGGACACCAACAGCACAGACAGCGCGCCAGACGUGCGGCUGCGGCGGCGCAUUUAGAGUUGACAAGACUUGGGGAUACCUUCUCGGCGAGAGUGCAGGCGCCAGUCUGGGCCGUGGAACGGCCACGAAUUGAUGAUGACCACGCGUACAUGUAGGUAUAGAAGCUACAUCAGGAUAGCGGCCUGUCAGACGUGGCAGGUUUGUAAUUGACGGAUGACUUUGCUUUCA